AUGAAGUUACUCAUCAACGGCCUCAUUCUUCACGGCUACUCCAUAAAAUCCGGUUACAAUCCUACAGUCUUUUCUUGCAAUCAGCUUAUUCAUUUAUUCUCCAAGCAUGGCUUACUACAAGAAGCUUGCAACCUGUUCGAUGAAAUGCCUGACCGAAACGUCUUCACUUGGAAUGCCAUAAUUUCUGCCCAUAUAAAGUCCCAUAACUUGGCUAAGGCGCAGGGUCUGUUCGACGCUGCCCCACAUAGAGAUUCCGUCACUUACAAUUCUAUGUUGUCGGGUUAUGCAAACAGUGAUGGCUAUGAAAAACCGGCGAUUGAUUUCUUUAUGCAGAUGCAUUCUGUGGGUUAUGAUGGGCUGAUUGAUGAAUUUAGUCUGACCAGGAUGUGUAACUUGACUGCAAAACUACGGAACUCACGCCACGCGAAACAAUUGCAUUCGUUCAUGGUGAAAACUGGGAAUAAUCUAAGUGGGUUUGCAGUCAGUGCUCUCGUUGAUAUGUAUUCAAAAUGUGGGUGCUUUAGUGAAGCUUACGAGGCCUUUAAUGGAUGUUAUAGUGGGUCAGUGGAUGUGGUUUCUAAAAAUGCAGUUGUUGCUGCUUGCUGCAGAGAAGGAAGGUUAGACAUGGCCAUGGAACUUUUCUCAACCCAGCCGGAGUUUAACGAUGUGGUUUCGUGGAAUACGAUGAUCACAGGCUAUGCCCAAAAUGGGUGUGGUAAAGAUGCCAUUGAAUUGGCUGUUUGUAUGGCAAAUAAUGGAUUUAGAUGGAAUGAGCACACUUUUGCUAGUGUUUUAAGUGCUUGCUCUUCUUUAAAGAGUUUAAAGUUGGGAAAAGAACUUCAUGCUAGAAUCUUGAAGGAGAUAACGAGCUUGAAUCCUUUCAUUAGUAGCGGGAUCGUUGAUGUCUACUGCAAGUGUGGUAACAUGAAGUAUGCUGAAUCAGCCAAUUCUUUAAUUGGUACCGAAAACAAGUUUGCAACAACUUCAAUGAUCGUGGGAUACUCUUCACAACACAAUAUGAAAGAAGCCCGAAGGAUUUUCGAUUCUUUAACUGUAAAGAAUCCUGUAGUUUGGUCGGCUAUGUUUUCUGGGUAUUUGCACUCGCAUUGCAUUGAAGAUGUUUUUGAGCUAUUUCGCUUGUUCAAUACCGAAGAAACAACAGUUCCUGAUGGUUCGAUUCUUGCCAGCUUUCUUGGUGCAUGUGCAAUACAAGCCACCAUGGAUCUUGGAAAACAGGUACAUUCUUAUCUAUUCAGAAUGAACAUUCACAUGGAUGAGAAAACAAUUAGCGCGUUGAUUGACAUGUACUCGAAAUGUGGGAACAUAAUGUAUGGAAAGAGAAUCUUUGAAAGGCUCACAUUUAGAGAUUCAGUCAUAUACAAUAUCAUGAUAGCUGGUUUUGCUCACCAUGGUUAUGAACUUGAAGCUUUUCAACUCUUCGAUAAUAUGGUCAGAAGUGGUUUCACCCCAGAUACAGUAACUUUCAUUGCGAUCUUAUCAGCUUGUCGUCACUGUGGCUUAGUUGAAACGGGUGAAAGUUAUUUCAUGUCAAUGAUAGAAGAGUACAAGAUAACACCUGAAAUGGAUCACUAUGCUUGCAUGAUCGAUCUUUAUGGGAGAGCUAAUCAACUUGAGAAAGCAAUGGAGUUCAUGAGAAAGAUUCCAAGAGAAUUGGAUGUGGUUGUAGUGAGAACAUUCUUGAAUGCUUGUAAGCUUCACCGGAAUCUUGAAAUAGCACGAGAAUCAGAAGAAAAGUUGCUCAGAAUUGGGGGAGACAGUGUUACGAGAUACGUGCAGUUGGCUAACAUUUAUGCUUCAGAAGGGGAGUGGGAGGAGAUGGGAAGGAUAAGGAAGAAGAUGAGAUCGAAUGAAGUUAGUAAGGUUGCGGGUUGCAGUUGGGUUCAUGUUGGGAGUAACGUUCAUAGUUUCACAUCUGGCGAUACGUAUCAUUCAGAAGCUGAAGCUACUUAUGGUAUUCUGGAUCUCUUGAUUGCGGAAAUGAACAACAAAGAAGAGAUGCAACUGUGUUUCUAA
Cynara cardunculus var. scolymus (artichoke) is the source of this 2034-nucleotide messenger RNA. Its product is annotated as putative pentatricopeptide repeat-containing protein At3g18840. Gene Ontology annotation, molecular function: RNA binding; protein binding. The record is from RefSeq and is a predicted model, not a curated record. Bases 1 to 2034 code for a protein of 677 amino acids. Gene Ontology annotation, biological process: RNA modification. The transcript has a single exon. NCBI's taxonomy places the organism in Eukaryota, Viridiplantae, Streptophyta, Magnoliopsida, Asterales, Asteraceae.